This is a messenger RNA of Schistosoma bovis, 1590 nucleotides long. The record is from the annotation of a GenBank genome assembly. NCBI's taxonomy places the organism in Eukaryota, Metazoa, Platyhelminthes, Trematoda, Strigeidida, Schistosomatidae.
AUGACAAGUGGACCACAACCUCAUAAUUUAAUAGGACCUUCAUUGGUCAAUAGAGGAGGUAAAGCGAUGGACUCAUUUUUGGACGCUUUUUUCGCUUUGGAUACAGAUAAUCGUGAAGUGAUAUCAUUGAAUGACUUAAGUUCAUAUAAUAAAAAACAUGGUCUACAAGAUAGUUUUCCAGAAACAUUUCUUCGUCGGUUUGAUGCUGAGAAAACUGGUGUUAUAACAUUAGAACAAUAUUGUAAAGCAUUAGGUCUUGUUCCAAAACAAGCGCGCGAGAUACGAAGACGACGUACAACAGUAUUAUUAGAACAAUUAAUGCCACGUGAUUUAGAAACGAUAUACGAUGAUAUGGAUUUAGAAAUGAAAGUUAAAGUUAUGGAAUUAUUUAUUGAUGAUCUACGUGAAUCUGGUCGUAAAACAAAUAUUGAUAUGGAGAAAUUAGAUCAAGCUAUGCAACGUUUAAAAGAAUAUUUUGAUACACGUUAUGGUAAAUCAUGGCAUAUUAUAACAUCGGUUAAUCAACAUUUGGGAAGAUUUAGUUAUGAACCAAAUACAUUAUUUCAUUUUUGUUUAGAUAAAUUAAUCAAAGGUAAGACAAGUGCACAUGCAGGUACUACUACUACUACUACUACUACUACUACUACUACUACUACUACUACUACUACUACUACUACUACUACUACUACUACUACUACUACUACUACUACUACUACUACUACUACUACUACUACUACUACUACUACUACUACUACUACUACUACUACUACUACUACUACUACUACUACUACUACUACUACUACUACUACUACUACUACUACUACUACUACUACUACUACUACUACUACUACUACUACUACUACUACUACUACUACUACUACUACUACUACUACUACUACUACUACUACUACUACUACUACUACUACUACUACUACUACUACUACUACUACUACUACUACUACUACUACUACUACUACUACUACUACUACUACUACUACUACUACUACUACUACUACUACUACUACUACUACUACUACUACUACUACUACUACUACUACUACUACUACUACUACUACUACUACUACUACUACUACUACUACUACUACUACUACUACUACUACUACUACUACUACUACUACUACUACUACUACUACUACUACUACUACUACUACUACUACUACUACUACUACUACUACUACUACUACUACUACUACUACUACUACUACUACUACUACUACUACUACUACUACUACUACUACUACUACUACUACUACUACUACUACUACUACUACUACUACUACUACUACUACUACUACUACUACUACUACUACUACUACUACUACUACUACUACUACUACUACUACUACUACUACUACUACUACUACUACUACUACUACUACUACUACUACUACUACUACUACUACUACUACUACUACUACUACUACUACUACUACUACUACUACUACUACUACUACUACUACUACUACUACUACUACUACUACUACUACUACUACUACUACUAUUACUAUAAUAAUAAUAAUAACAUUUACAUUUCGAGUGCGAUACACUUUUUCGUUCUCCAGUUUAUAG